Messenger RNA from Cariama cristata (Red-legged seriema), 1879 nucleotides. Its product is annotated as glycerophosphodiester phosphodiesterase domain-containing protein 5-like. The record is from RefSeq and is a predicted model, not a curated record. Gene Ontology annotation, molecular function: glycerophosphodiester phosphodiesterase activity. Lineage: Eukaryota; Metazoa; Chordata; Aves; Cariamiformes; Cariamidae. Gene Ontology annotation, cellular component: plasma membrane. Gene Ontology annotation, biological process: positive regulation of neuron differentiation; lipid metabolic process.
AUGGUUAAACACCAACCGCUGCAGUACUACGAGCCACAGCUAUGUCUGUCCUGUCUGACGGGGAUCUACGGCUGGCCACAGCGGUCACAUGAUGACACCACCAAGUGGGAGCGCCUCUGGUUCCUCAUCCUCACCUCAUCCUUCUUCCUGACUCUGGUCUGGUUUUACUUCUGGUGGGAAGUUCACAACGACUACAAUGAAAUCAACUGGUUUUUAUAUAACCGAAUGGGAUAUUGGAGUGACUGGUCCAUUCCAAUACUUGUAACAACUGCUGCUGGCUUUACGUACGUUACGGUGUUAUUGAUACUAGCACUAUGUCACAUAGCUGUGGGACAGCAAAUGAACCUGCACUGGCUUCACAAGAUUGGCCUGAUGACGACCUUGAUAACUACCGUGGUGACCAUGUCAUCGAUAGCACAGCUUUGGGAUGACGAGUGGGAAAUGGUAUUUAUUUCACUGCAAGCCACAGCCCCUUUCUUGCACAUAGGAGCGCUUGCAGCGGUCACGGCCCUGUCGUGGUUGAUAGCAGGGCAGUUUGCACGAACAGAGAAAGCCACUUCUCAGAUGCUGAUGUUCACUGCAUACCUCGCAGUUGUAGUUGCACUUUACCUCGUCCCCCUCACCAUCUCGUCCCCUUGCAUAAUGGAGAAGAAGGCUCUGGGACCAAAGCCAGCCAUUAUAGGUCACCGCGGAGCACCGAUGUUGGCACCAGAAAACACUCUGAUGUCCUUCCAGAAGGCAGUGGAGCAGAAGAUGUACGGAGUCCAAGCUGAUGUCGUACUGAGCUAUGAUGGAGUGCCGUUUCUGAUGCAUGACAAGACACUCAGGAGAACAACGAAUGUGGAAGAAGUGUUUCCAGAGCGGGCCUACGAGCACUCCUCCAUGUUCAACUGGACCGACCUGGAACAGCUCAAUGCUGGAGAAUGGUUCCUACAGAACGACCCUUUCUGGACGGCCGGGUCUCUCUCAAGAUCUGACUACUUGGAAGCUGCCAACCAGUCAGUCUGCAAGCUGGCAGAUAUGCUAGAGGUGGUCAAGGACAAUACAUCUCUCAUCCUGAACUUCCAGGACCUGCCAUCAGCUCAUCCUUACUACAGCACUUACAUCAACAUCACUCUGGAAACCAUCUUGGCAUCGGGAAUUCAGCAACAGGCUGUGAUGUGGCUGCCGGACUCGGAGAGGCAGCUGGUCAGACAGAUUGCGCCGGGUUUCCAGCAGACUUCUGGCCUCAAACUGGAUGCAGAGCGGAUGAGGGAGAAGGGCAUCGUGAAACUCAACCUGCGUUACACCAAGGUCACGAACAAGGAUGUCAGGGACUAUGCCAUGGCAAACCUGAGUGUGAAUCUCUACACUGUGAACGAGCCCUGGCUAUACUCCAUCCUGUGGUGCGCCGGCGUCCAGUCAGUCACCUCCGACAACUCCCACGUCCUUCGCAAGGUGCCUUUUCCCAUCUGGCUAAUGCCUCCAGACGAGUACCAUCUAAUCUGGAUCACAUCUGAUCUCAUUUCAUUUAUCGUAAUUGUAGGAGUUUUUAUAUUCCAGAAGUGGCGCCUAGGAAGCAUCAGGACCUACAACCCGGAGCAGAUCAUGCUCAGCGCUGCUGUCCGCCGGUCCAGCCGGGACGUCAAGAUCAUGAAGGAGAAGCUGAUUUUCUCAGAGAUCAAUAACGGCGUGGAGACCACGGACGAGCUGUCUCUCUGCUCCGAGAACGGCUUUGCCAACGACAUGGUCACCCCCACGGAUCAUCGGGACACCAAGCUGCGGAUGAACUGAGAGGCUCUGGUCCAGCCCUGGCAUGUGGUGUCCCCCUUGUCUGCUCCGGCAGUGAGAGCCGUGCUCUCCUGCUUGCUGUGGGAUGGGAACCUUUGAGGAACUGCUG